AUGCAACCUUCCUUGGGAUGGGACCGGCCGGGAUGCAGCUGCAGCUUCGGAAGGCACUGGUGGAAACUGGGGAUCGUGGCUCUCAUGACGGCGGAGGGGAGCGCCUGGAGCCGGGCGCUGCUGCUCUCCCUGGGGCUGCUGGCUGGAUCGGCCAUGGCCCAGAACUGCAGUCACACAUUGCAGGGCCCAAACGGGACAAUACAGAGCCCAGGCUUUCCCUAUGGAUACCCCAAUUAUGCAAACUGCACGUGGACAAUCACUGCUGAGGAGCAGAACAGGAUACAGCUUGUUUUCCAGUCCUUUGCAUUAGAGGAAGAUUUUGAUGUAUUAUCCAUCUACGAUGGGCUGCCUCAGCAGGGGAAUCUGAGAACGAGGCUGACAGGAUUCCAGCUGCCUGCUCCCAUUGUCAGCACUGGCCUGGUGCUGUCCCUGUGGCUCAUCAGUGACUACGCCGUGAGUGCCCAAGGCUUCCAGGCCAGCUAUGAGGCCCUGCCCAGCCACACGUGUGGGAACCCGGGACGGCUGCGGAACGGGGUGCAGCAAGGAACCACCUUCAACAUCGGGGACAGGGUCAGGUACAGCUGCAACCCCGGCUUCUUCCUGGAGGGCCACGCCCUGCUCACCUGCCAGGCCAGCUCUGGCCACGGAGCCUCCUGGGAUUUCCCUCUCCCCGUCUGCCGAGCUGACGACGCCUGUGGAGGGACCCUGCGGGGUCAGAGCGGGAUCAUCUCCAGCCCUCACUUCCCCCUGGAGUAUGGCAACAAUGCAGACUGCACCUGGACCAUCCUGGCCGAGCCUGGGGACACCAUUGCUCUGGUUUUCAUGGAUUUUCAGCUGGAGGAUGGAUACGAUGUCCUGGAAGUUGCUGGCACGGAGGGAUCCUCGCUCUGGUUCACGGGGAUGAAUUUGCCUGCCCCUGUGAUCAGCAGUAAAAAUUGGCUGCGGCUCCACUUCACCUCCGAUGGCAACCACAGGCAGAAGGGCUUCAGUGCCCAGUACCAAGUCAAGAAGCAGAUGGAGCUGAAAUCCAGAGGGGUGAAGCUCAUGCCCAGCAAGGACAACAACCAGAAGACAUCUGUGUUAACUCAGGUUGGUGUGUCCCAGGGACAUAAUUUGUGUCCAGACCCUGGGAUUCCCGAGAGAGGCAAAAGGAUAGGCAACGAUUUUAGGCUGGGCUCCAGCAUCCAGUUCUCCUGCAACGAGGGCUACGACCUGCAGGGCUCCAAGAGCAUCACCUGCAAGAGAGUCAGCGACAUCAUCGUGGCCUGGAGCGACCACCGGCCCGUCUGCAGAGCCAGGAUGUGUGACACGUUCCUGCGUGGGCCCAGCGGGGUCAUCACGUCCCCCAACUACCCCGUGCAGUACGACAACAACGCCUACUGCGUGUGGGUCAUCACCGCCCUCAACCCCGCCAAGGUGAUCAAACUCACCUUCGAGGAAUUCGAGCUGGAGAGAGGCUACGACACCCUGACAGUGGGGGAUGGAGGGCAGGUCGGAGAUCAGAAAUCUGUGCUUUAUGUCCUGACGGGCACCACUGUCCCCGACCUCAUUGUCAGCACCCAGCACCAGAUGUGGCUCCUGUUCCAGACCGACAGUGUCAGCAACCUGCUGGGCUUCAAAGCCACCUACGAAGAGAUCGACCAGGGCAGCUGUGGUGACCCGGGCAUCCCCGCCUUUGGCCGCAGAGAAGGCUCCACCUUCCACCACGGGGACACUCUGCACUUCGAGUGCCAGCCUGCCUUCGAGCUCAAGGGCCACAAAAGCAUAACGUGCCAAAAGAGCAGCCAGUGGUCUGCUCAGAAACCUGUGUGUGUUUUUUCGUGCUUUUUCAACUUCACCAGCCCGUCGGGCAUCGUGCUGUCCCCCAACUACCCCGAGGAGUACGGGAGCAGCCUGCACUGCGUGUGGCUCAUCAUCGCCAACCCCGAGAGCAGGAUCCACCUGGCCUUCAACGACUUCGAUGUGGAGCCCCAGUUUGAUUUCCUGGCUGUCAAGGAUGGGGGCACGGCCGAGUCUCCGGUGCUGGGAACCUUCUCAGGGAGCCACAUCCCCUCCUCGCUGACCAGCAGUGGCCACGUGGCCAGGCUGGAGUUCCAGACUGACCACUCCAUGGAGAAGAGAGGCUUCAACAUCACCUUCACCACGUUCCGGCACAACGAGUGCCCGGACCCCGGUGUGCCGGUGAACGGGAAGCGUUUUGGGGACAGCCUGCAGCUGGGCAGCUCCGUGUCCUUCCUGUGUGACGAGGGCUUCAUCCGCACCCACGGCGCCGAGACUGUCACCUGUGUCCUGCAGGAGGGCAGCGUGGUGUGGGACAACGCCGUGCUCCGCUGCGAAGCACCCUGUGGGGGCCACCUGACAUCACCCAGUGGAACCAUCCUGUCCCCAGGCUGGCCUGGCUUCUACAAGGACUCGCUGAGCUGUGCCUGGGUCAUCGAGGCCCAGCCAGGCUACCCCAUCAAAAUCACCUUUGACAGGUUCAAGACAGAGGUGAAUUAUGACACCCUGGAGGUGCGGGAUGGCCGCUCCUACUCCUCACCCCUCAUCGGGGUCUACGAUGGCACCCAGGUGCCCCAGUUCCUGAUCAGCACCAGCAACCACCUCUACCUCCUGUUCACCACGGACAAGAGCCACUCUGACGUCGGCUUCCAGAUCCGAUACGAAACCGUGAAGCUGCAGUCUGAUCACUGCCUGGACCCAGGGAUCCCGGUGAACGGGCAGCGCCACGGCCACGAUUUCUACGUGGGAGCCCUGGUGACCUUCAGCUGUGACCCUGGGUACACCCUGAGUGACAGCCAGGCCCUGGAGUGUGAGCCAAACUUCCAGUGGAGCCGGCCCCUGCCCAGCUGUGAGGCUCUCUGUGGGGGCUACAUCCGUGGCUCCAGUGGCACCAUCCUCUCCCCAGGCUUCCCUGAUUUUUAUCCCAACAACUUGAACUGCACGUGGACGAUAGAAACAUCCCAUGGGAAAGGUGUGUUCUUCACCUUCCACACGUUCCACCUGGAGAACGGCCACGACUACCUGCUGGUCACUGAGAACUCCAGCUUUGCCCAGCCCCUGAAGCAGCUGACGGGGUCCAGGCUGCCGGCCCCGCUCAGUGCCGGGCUCUUCGGGAACUUCUCGGCCCAGAUCCGCUUCAUCUCCGACUUCUCCAUGUCCUACGAGGGCUUCAACAUCACCUUCUCAGAAUACGACCUGGAGCCGUGUGACGAGCCAGAAGUGCCAGCCUACAGCAUCAGGAAGGGGCUGCAGUUCGGAGUGGGGGACGUGCUGACCUUCUCCUGCUUCCCGGGGUACCGGCUGGAGGGAGCAGCCCGGAUCACCUGCCUGGGCGGGAGACGGCGUGUGUGGAGUUCGCCUCUGCCAAGGUGUGUUGCUGAGUGUGGCUCAUCUGUGACGGGAACCCAGGGUGUGCUGCUGUCCCCCAACUACCCCCUGAGCUACAACAACAACCACGAGUGCAUCUACUCCAUCCAGAGCCAGCCAGGGAAAGGCAUCCAGCUGAAAGCCAGGACCUUCGAGCUGGAGGCAGGAGAUGUCCUCAAGGUGUACGAUGGCACCAACAGCUCUGCCCGGCUGCUGGGCACCUUCAGCCGCUCAGAGCUGCUGGGCACCAGCAUCAACAGCACCUCCAGCUCCAUGUGGCUGGAGUUCAUCACCGACAGUGCCAACACCAGCAAAGGCUUCGAGCUGCAGUUCUCCAGUUUUGAGCUCAUCAAGUGCGAGGACCCCGGCGUCCCCCAGUUUGGGUACAAGGUGCACGACGAGGGACACUUCGCUGGCAGCUCGGUGUCCUUCAGCUGUGACCCUGGCUACACCCUGAGAGGCACCAGGGUGCUGGUGUGCCUCACUGGGGAGAGGAGAGCCUGGGACCAGCCCCUGCCGACCUGCGUGGGUUUCUGUCCCCGUUUCACGGUGGGGUUGACUUGCCCAUGGCUCCAUUUCAUGGUUUUCCACACCGAGGAGUUCCACGAUGUGCUGCGGAUCUGGGAUGGGCCAGUGGAGAACGGGAUCCUGCUGAAGGAGAUGAGCGGCUCGGGGCUGCCUGGGGACAUCCACAGCACCUUCAACUCCAUCAUCCUGCAGUUCAACACCGACUUCUUCACCAGCAAGCAGGGCUUUGCCAUCCAGUUCUCAGUUUCCACGGCCACAUCCUGCAAUGACCCAGGAAUCCCCCAGAACGGGAGCCGGAGCGGGGACAGCAAAGAGGCCGGGGACUCCAUCACCUUCCAGUGCAACCCCGGCUACAUCCUGCAAGGGGAGGCACGGAUCACCUGUGUGCAGAUCGAGAACAGGUUCUUCUGGCAGCCAGACCCUCCCACCUGCACAGCUCCGUGUGGUGGGACCCUGACAGGUCCAGCUGGGGUGAUCCUGUCCCCGCAGUACCCGGAGCCGUAUCCCCCAGGGAAGGAGUGUGACUGGAAGCUGACAGUGUCCCCUGACUAUGUCAUUGCCCUGGUGUUCAACGUCUUCAGCCUGGAGCCUGGCUAUGAUUUCCUGCACAUCUACGAUGGGCCUGACUCCCUGAGCCCCCUGAUUGGGAGUUUUUAUGGCUCCCAGCUCCCGGAGAGGAUCGAGAGCAGCAGCAACAAUCUUUUCCUGGCGUUCCGGAGCGACGCCUCCGUCAGCAACGCCGGCUUCGUCAUUGAGUACACAGAGAACCCCCGGGAGUCCUGCUUUGACCCGGGGUCCAUCAAGAACGGUACCAGGGUGGGCACGGACCUGAAGCUGGGCUCCACCAUCACCUUCUACUGUGACGGGGGCUACGACAUCGAGGGGGGCCCCACCCUCACCUGUGUCAUGGGAGGGGAUGGAAAACCCACCUGGAACAAGCCUCGCCCCACCUGUACAGCUCCCUGCGGAGGGCAGUACACAGGCUCGGAUGGAGUCGUCCUGUCCCCAAAUUAUCCCCAAAACUACACCAGUGGCCAGGUGUGCCUGUACUCCAUCGUCGUGCCCAAGGACUAUGUGCUCUUCGGGCAGUUCGCCUUUUUCCAGACGGCGCUCAAUGACGUGGUGGAGGUGCACGAUGGCCCCACGCAGCACUCGCGACUGCUCAGCUCCCUCUCAGGCUCUCAUUCAGGGGAAUCUUUGCCGUUGGCCACCACCAACCAGAUCCUCAUCAAAUUCAGCUCCAGAGGUCAAUCCACAGCCAAAGGCUUUCAUUUUGUCUACCAAGCCGUGCCCCGUACCAGUGCCACCCAGUGCAGCUCGGUGCCGGAACCGCGCCACGGGCGGCGCCUGGGCAGCGAUUUCGCCGUGGGCGCCGUGGUGCGCUUCGAGUGCAGCCCUGGCUAUGGCCUGCGUGGCUCCCCUGCCAUCCAGUGCCUGGCCAUGCCCGGGGCCCUGGCACAGUGGAACUCCUCCGUCCCCACCUGCGUGGUGCCCUGCGGGGGGAACCUGACAGAGAGGAAAGGAACCAUCCUGUCCCCAGGCUUCCCUGAGCCCUACCUGAACAGCCUCAACUGCGUGUGGAAGAUCACAGUGCCCGAGGGAGCAGGGAUUCAGAUCCAGGUGAUCAGUUUUGUCACGGAGCAGAACUGGGAUUCCCUGGAAGUGUUUGAUGGAGGAGACAACACAGCCACCAUGCUGGGGAGCUUUUCUGGAACCACAGUGCCUGCGCUGCUCAACAGCACUUCAAACCAGCUCUAUCUGCAUUUCUAUUCCGACAUCAGCGUCUCGGCUGCCGGCUUUCACCUGGAAUACAAAACCGUGGGCCUCUCCAGCUGCCCGGAGCCGCCGGUUCCUGGGAAUGGGCUGAAGAUUGGGGAGCGUUACCUGGUGAACGACGUGGUGUCCUUCCAGUGCGAGCCGGGCUAUGCCCUGCAGGGCCAUUCCCACAUCUCCUGCAUGCCGGGCACGGUGCGCCGCUGGAAUUACCCUCCACCCCUCUGCAUCGCCCAGUGUGGAGGAACAGCAGAAGAGAUGGAAGGAGUGCUCCUGAGCCCAGGCUUCCCAGGAAACUAUCCCAGCAACCUGGACUGCACGUGGAGGAUCCUGCUGCCAGUGGGGUUUGGUGCCCACAUCCAGUUCCUGAACUUCUCCACGGAGCCCAACCACGACUUCGUGGAGGUGCGGAACGGUCCCUACGACACCAGCAGCGUCAUCGGGCGCUUCAGUGGCACCGAGCUGCCCGGCUCCCUCCUGUCCACCUCCCACGAAACCACCCUCUACUUCCACAGCGACCACUCCCAGAACAAGCCUGGAUUCAAGCUGGAAUACCAAGCCUACGAGCUGCAGGAAUGUCCUGACCCGGAGCCUUUUGCCAACGGAGUGGUGAGAGGAGCUGGCUACAACGUUGGCCAGUCCAUCUCCUUCGAGUGCCAGCCUGGCUACCAGCUGAUCGGGCACCCCGUGCUCACCUGCCAGCAUGGCACCAACAGGAACUGGGACCACCCCCUGCCCAGGUGUGAAGUGCCCUGUGGGGGCAAUGUCACUGCCCAGAAUGGCACCGUUUACUCUCCUGGCUUCCCCAACCAAUACCCAAAUUCCCAGGAUUGCACCUGGCUCCUGACAGUGCCCGUGGGAUAUGGGAUCCACCUGAACUUCACCCUGCUGCAGACAGAGCCCUACAACGACUUCAUCACUGUCUGGGAUGGGCCCCAGCAAACAGCUCCUCAGCUGGGGGUGUUCACAGGCAACUCAGCCAAAAAAUCUGCCCAGAGCUCCUCCAACCAGGUCCUGCUGAAAUUCCACAGCGACGGCGCCAACGGAGGCAUCUUCGCCAUCUUCUUCUAUGCCUUCCAGCUUUUCCGCUGCCAGCCUCCCACCAUGGUUCCCAACGCCGAGAUCAUCACGGAGAACGAGGACUUCAACAUCGGUGACAUCGUGAGGUACCGGUGCCUUCCUGGCUUCACCUUGAUUGGGAAUGAAAUCCUCACCUGCAAACUGGGAACCCACCUGCAGUUCGAGGGACCCCCACCCACCUGUGAAGUGCACUGCCCCAUGAACCAGCUGAUGACAGAUUCCACCGGGGUGAUCCUAAGCCAGAGUUUCCUGGGAAGUUACCCCCACUUCCAGACCUGCUCGUGGGUGGUGAAGGUGGAGCCAGGGUACAACAUCUCCCUGACCAUCGAGUACUUCCUCAGCGAGAAGCAGUUUGAUGAGUUUGAAAUCUUUGAUGGUCCCUCUGGGCAGAGCCCUUUGCUGCUGUCCCUGAGUGGGAAUUACUCAGCCCCUCUGACCGUCACCAGCAGCGGGAGCAGCGUUUUCCUGCGCUGGUCAUCUGACCACGCCUACAACAGGAAAGGUUUCAAAAUCCGCUACUCAGCUCCCUACUGCAGCCUCCCACAGCCUCCAGCACACGGGAUGAUCCUGAGCCAUUCCGGGCUGCAUCCCGGCAGCUCCGUGCGCUUCGGCUGCGACGCCGGCUACCGCCUGGUGGGACACAGCACCACCACCUGCACCCAGCACCCCCAGGGACACUUCCACUGGAGGGAAGCCAUCCCCCUGUGCCAAGCUCUGUCCUGUGGAGUUCCCAGAGCCCCCAGGAACGGGGUUGUUUUUGGGAAGGAGUACACAGUGGGCACCAAGGCUGUGUACCAGUGUAACCAGGGCUUCCAGCUGCAGCCAGGAGCAGAGCCCAGCACCGAGUGCCUGCAGGAGGGAGUCUGGAGCAAUGGGAACCAGCCCCCUCUGUGCGUGGCUGUGACGUGUCCCGACGUGGGCAGCAUCGCGGUGGAGCACGGCCGCUGGCGCCUCACCUACGAGGUGCAGAACCACUACAACGCCCAGCUGAUGCUCAUCUGUGACCCUGGCUACUACUACACUGGCCAGAGGGUCAUCAGCUGCCAGGCCAACGGCACCUGGAGCAUCGGGGAGCCCGUGCCCACCUGUAAAAUUAUCUCCUGCGGGGACCUGCCCACCCCUCCCAACGGGAACAAGAUCGGGACCCUCACCAGUUAUGGGGCCACUGCCAUCUUCUCCUGCAACACUGGCUACACCCUGGUGGGCUCUCGGGUCAGGGAGUGCAUGGCCAACGGGCUCUGGAGCGGGGCUGAGGUCCGGUGCCUGGAGAUCCGGGCUGCGGGCGAUGCCUUUUGGCAACACCUUUGGUGGGAUCUCCAGGUGAUUCCUGCCGUUUUCCCCUCUCCAGCCGGGCACUGUGGCAUGCCCAGCCCCAUUGUGAACGGGCAGAUCAACGGGGAGAACUACAACUACCGGGGCAGCGUGGUGUACCAGUGCCAGCCCGGGUUCCGCCUCAUCGGAAUGUCCGUGCGCAUCUGCCAGCAGGAUCACCGCUGGUCCGGGAAAACUCCUGUCUGUGUGCCCAUCACCUGUGGCCACCCUGGCAACCCCCCCAAUGGCCUCACCCAGGGCUCCCAGUUCAACCUCAACGACGUGGCCAAAUUCCAGUGCAACCCCGGCUUCCGCCUGGAGGGAGCUUCCCAAUCCCAGUGCCUGGCCAAUGGUCAGUGGAGCAGCACCCUGCCCUCCUGCCGAGUUGUGAACUGUUCUGACCCCGGGCACCUGGAAAACAGCGUCCGGCAAGUGCAGCCGAGCGGCCCCCACAGGUUCAGCUUCGGCACCACCGUGUCCUAUCAGUGCAUCCACGGAUUUUAUUUGUUGGGAACGCACGUCCUGACGUGCCAGGGCGAUGGCACGUGGGACAGAGCCCUCCCCCAGUGCCUUUUGGUGUCAUGUGGCCACCCCGGGUCCCCUCCCCACGCCCAGAUCUCGGGGGACAAGCACACGGUGGGCUCCGUGGUGAGGUACAGCUGCCUGGGCAGGCGCACGCUGGUCGGCAAUUCCACACGGAUGUGCCAGCUGGACGGGCGCUGGAGCGGCUCCCUGCCACACUGCUCGGGGGGCAGCCAGGGCGUGUGCGGCGAUCCCGGGAUCCCUUCCCAUGGCAUUGGGCUGGGGGACGCCUUCGACGUGGGCAGCGUGGUGAGGUUCAGCUGCGAGCCCGGCUACACCCUGCGGGGCUCCUCCGAGAGGAUCUGCCAUUCCAACGGCUCCUGGAGCGGCACGCAGCCGGAAUGCGAAGUGAUUUCCUGCGGGAACCCUGGAACGCCCAGCAAUGCCAGGGUGAUCUUCAACGAUGGCCUGGUGUUCUCCAGCUCCAUCAUCUACCAGUGCAGGGAGGGUUAUUAUUCCACAGGGGUGCUGAGCAGGCACUGCACAGUCAAUGGCACCUGGACUGGGACCAGCCCCGAGUGCACUGUGAUCAACUGUGGAGAUCCCGGCGUGCCGGCCAACGGGCUCAGGCUGGGCAGUGACUUCACCUACAACAAAUCCGUGGUGUUCCAGUGCACUCCUGGCUUCAUGAUGGAGUCAGACAGGGCAGCUGCCCUCACCUGCACCAAAGACCGCACCUGGAACGGCACCAAACCUGUCUGCAAGGCCAUCACCUGCAGAGCUCCCCAGGCCAUUCCCAACGGGAAGGUGGUGGGCUCAGAUUUCAGCUGGGGCUCCAGUGUCAGCUACGCUUGCCUCGAGGGCUACCAGCUGUCCCUGCCUGCCGUGCUCACCUGCGAGGGCAACGGCUCCUGGAGCGGGGAGAUCCCCCAGUGCUUCCCCGUGUUCUGUGGGGACCCAGGGACCCCAGCCCAGGGCAGGAGGGAGGACCGAGGCUUCACCUACCGCUCAUCCGUGUCCUUCUCCUGCCUGGCCCCGCUGGUGCUGGUGGGCUCGGCGCGGAGGUUCUGCCAGUCCGACGGCACCUGGAGCGGGACCCAGCCCAGCUGCAUCGAUCCCAGCCUCACGACGUGUGCGGAUCCUGGAGUGCCUCUUUUUGGGAUGCAGAACAAUUCCCAGGGAUACCAGGUGGGAAGCAUCCUGUUCUUCAGGUGCCAGAAGGGAUAUCUCCUGCAGGGCUCCACCACCAGGACCUGCAUGCCCAACCUGACCUGGAGCGGCGUCCAGCCCGACUGCGUCCCCCACCACUGCAGGCAGCCAGAGACCCCAUCCCAUGCCAACGUGGGUGCCCUGGACCUGCCCUCCCUGGGCUACACCUUGAUCUACUCCUGCCAGAGCGGCUUCUACCUCACCGGGGGCUCCGAGCACCGCACCUGCAAAUCCGAUGGCAGCUGGACAGGGAAACCUCCCAUCUGCCUGGCUGAUGUCCGUCCCAGCGGGAGACCCGUGGGCACCGCGCGGGAACCGCCGCUCGCCAAGGUCUCAGUUCCUGCGGAUGUGUUUGCAAGAAAUUCCCUCUGGAAAGGUUCCUAUGAGUACAUGGGGAAGAAGCAGCCAGCCAUGCUCUCUGUCACCAGCUUCGACCCUGCCACCAGCAAGGUCAACGCCACCUUGAUGGACCACAGUGGGGUGGAGCUCCAGGUGUCUGGGAUUUACAAGAAGGAAGACGUGCACCUGCUCCUCCAGGUGUACCAGAUCAUGGGGCCAUUGGACAUCUUUGCCAACAAGUUUAGGAAUGACAAAUGGGCUCUGGAUGGACACGUCUCGCCGGAGUCGUCGAGCGGCACCUUCGUGUACCAGGGCUUUGUGCGUGGCAAAGGCUUCGGGCAGUUUGGCCUCCAGAGACUUGACAUCAGCAUGAUGGAAAAUGAUCCCGAAUCCAUCGGGCACCACUUUGCAUCCAACAGCAGCUCCGUGGCAGCCGCCAUCCUUGUGCCUUUCAUCGCCCUGAUUAUUGCAGGGUUUGUGCUUUAUCUCUACAAACACAGGAGGAGACCCAAAGUCCCGUUCAAUGGCUACGCCGGCCACGAGAACACCAACGUGAGGGGCACCUUUGAGAACCCCAUGUACGACAGGAACCUGCAGCCCUCGGACAUCAUGGCCAGCGAGGCCGAGUUCACCGUGAGCACGGUGUGCACGGCCGUAUAG
This is a messenger RNA of Cinclus cinclus, 10788 nucleotides long. It is a transcript of the gene CSMD2, whose product is annotated as CUB and Sushi multiple domains 2. The transcript has 70 exons. NCBI's taxonomy places the organism in Eukaryota, Metazoa, Chordata, Aves, Passeriformes, Cinclidae. Bases 1 to 10788 code for a protein of 3595 amino acids. The record is from RefSeq and is a predicted model, not a curated record.